Ornithorhynchus anatinus (platypus) is the source of this 993-nucleotide messenger RNA. Its product is annotated as olfactory receptor 52K1-like. Gene Ontology annotation, biological process: G protein-coupled receptor signaling pathway. NCBI's taxonomy places the organism in Eukaryota, Metazoa, Chordata, Mammalia, Monotremata, Ornithorhynchidae. The record is from RefSeq and is a predicted model, not a curated record. Gene Ontology annotation, cellular component: membrane. The transcript has a single exon. The coding region runs from base 1 to 993 and encodes 330 amino acids. Gene Ontology annotation, molecular function: olfactory receptor activity; G protein-coupled receptor activity.
AUGACCAUCUCCUCCCUGAAGUCAGUCCAAGCCAACAUGGCCCCUGUCAGCCCCAACAUCUCUUUCUCAAAUCCAUCCAUAUUCAUCCUAGUUGGGAUCCCCGAACUGGAAAGUUUCCAUGUCUGGUUCUCCCUCCUCUUCUUGCUCGUCUACAUUGUCACCAUCCUGGGGAACUGCACCAUCUUGCUGGUCAUCGCCCGGGAAGAAUCACUGCAUGCACCUAUGUACUUCUUCCUCUGUAUGUUGGCCAUUACCGACCUCAUAGGCUCCACCACAGUCCUGCCCAAAACCCUGUCCAUCUUCUGGUGUGAUGACAAGGAAAUCCACAUAGAUGCCUGCCUGCUCCAGAUGUUCUUCAUCCACUCACUGUCGGUCAUGGAGUCCACCAUCCUGGUUGCCAUGGCCUUUGACCGCUACGUCGCCAUCUGCGAUCCACUCCGCUACAACUCGGUGCUCACCAACUCUGUCAUCGUGAAGAUCGGGUUGGCUAUCGUGGCCCGGGGCUCAGUUUUGGUUGCCCCCUUGUGCUGCCUGGCGAAGGCACUGCCAUUUUGCGGGACCAAUGUCAUCGCCAACACCUACUGCGAACACAUGGGAUUGGUCAAAUUGGCCUGCUCAGGUCUCCUUGUCAGCAAGAUCUAUGGUUUGACGGUGGCCCUCUCUGUCGUGGGCCUGGACUCCAUUUUCAUCGCUCUAUCCUAUUUCAGGAUCGUCCAGACAGUCCUCCGGCUGUCAUCCCCAGAAGCUCGGGUCAAGGCCUUCGGCACUUGUAGGGCUCAUAUCGCAGUGAUCCUCAUGGGCUACAUCCCAGCCCUCUUCUCUUUCCUCAGUCAUCACAUCGGCCACAACGUGGCCCCCUAUGUCCACGUCAUCAUUGGCAACCUCUACAUCCUGGUUCCCCCCACCUUCAAUCCAAUCGUAUAUGGGAUGAAGACCAGGGAGAUCCGGGACAGGGUGCUCAAUCUGUUCCAUAGGAGGAAAGGCCUCUCUUGA